Molecule: messenger RNA, 402 nt
Organism: Phragmites australis (common reed)
Lineage: Eukaryota; Viridiplantae; Streptophyta; Magnoliopsida; Poales; Poaceae
Exons: 3
Coding region: 1-402 (133 amino acids)
Source: RefSeq, a predicted model, not a curated record
AUGGUGUUUUGUUCCAGAUAUUUAGAAGGCUUCUCUACAAAGCAUAACAAACCAUCACGGAAUGAUGAGAAUCAGGAUGAUCUUGAAUCUAACUUAUGUGGACAUGAAUCCUUUUUGUUUCCUUCAAUAGGAAAACCAUUGGGAAGACCAUCUAGUUUCAUUUUAACAGAUUUAGAGAAAUUGCAAGCUCAUAGAUAUGUGCUAUACAACUAUGAAGCUGUCAUUCCUUAUUUCAAAGAAAAUGUGGCUCAUAUCAAAAGGAGAAACCGUAGCCACCGCCUAAAUCCAAACGUGAUUGAGCAAAUUCAACGUAAAGAUUUUCCUAAUUGGUUUAGAGAUCAUAUCAUGCAGUUGGAGCAACAAAAUGGCAUCGAUAACAUCAAUGAUGAAAUUAGAAGGUAG